GAGAGAGAGAGAGAGAGAGAGAGAGAAGGGAAAAGUUUGAAUCGUUGAUCUCACAAUGAUGGAGGUCGACUUACUGAAUGCGGGCGGGAAGGAGUUGGGGGACUUGGCUGAGGAAGAGAGCAGUGGAAGAUGCGACGAUGCAGAGUUCUCAGUAGGCUCAACUGUGUUGUGGCCCUUGUUGGACAAUGCAUCUCCUCUACAACAUUUCAUGCCAUUCAAGACUCAGCAAGAGCAAAAGUUCAAAAAUUUCUUAUUUAAUCUGAUUCCAGCAACUGAAUUUCAGCAUAUUUCUCAGAAAGCUCACAUUGUACUAGCUUCUCGGGUUCCAAAACCAAGGCAUGAAUAUAAACCACCAGCCUUCGGGAUCAGAUGCUUUAAAAAACACCCCUUUACUAGGAUCUAAGGUUGGAGCCAUCUUUCCAAGGCAGAUAUUUUCUUUUGGAUUUUUCAAAAAAUUAAUUCCAUUGCUAAUGUUCUUGAUGAAAUUCUUGAAGAAAUUAAUCUCUGUGUAAAAUGUUGAAGCCUACCACAACCCCUGCGCAGCUCAGAAUGUUUUAUGCUGGUUCAGUUAAUGUGUAUGAUGACAUCCCAUGUGAUACGGUAUUUGAUAUAACAUUUUAGAGGAAAGUGUCCAAAUGGUCCUCUCAUUCUUUGCCGGGGAUUGGUGUAGUCCCAAAGUUUAUAAAAGUGUCAGUUUAGUGCUAAAAAAUUUCAAAUAUUGGCUGAAUUAGUCUUAUGGGAGGAAUAUUUCAGCAUUGGACAAUUUUGCAGGGCAAGUAGCUGGAUGCCCUAUUCAUGGGACAGGAAGAAGUCAGAUAAAACUGUUUGAUGGGAUAGCAGCUGCUCAUCUGCUCGGAUCAGUAUUUCAACAACUGUAUCCAAUUUUCUAUAUAUAUAUUUACAUACAUGCAUGC
Phalaenopsis equestris is the source of this 914-nucleotide messenger RNA. RefSeq lists its product as uncharacterized. The record is from RefSeq and is a predicted model, not a curated record. Bases 56 to 403 code for a protein of 115 amino acids. Lineage: Eukaryota; Viridiplantae; Streptophyta; Magnoliopsida; Asparagales; Orchidaceae. The transcript has 3 exons.